Messenger RNA from Epithele typhae, 2877 nucleotides. RefSeq lists its product as uncharacterized. Lineage: Eukaryota; Fungi; Basidiomycota; Agaricomycetes; Polyporales; Epitheliaceae. The record is from RefSeq and is a predicted model, not a curated record. Gene Ontology annotation, molecular function: DNA binding. Bases 1 to 2877 code for a protein of 958 amino acids. The transcript is spliced from 5 exons.
AUGCUCUCCCCCGUCAUCCCGCCGCCGUCCCAGCUUGUGUCCACCCCGCAUUCGUAUGAAACACGCACUCGAUCCAACACCGGCAUCAGACCCUCCAUCCGCCUCCGCCACUCCCCCGACUCCGCCCCGUCUCUCCGCCGCCUCAAGCCCGCCCAGUCCACCAAGCUCAAGCAGAACGCAUUCCCCCUCCCGCUGGGCGCGUCCCAGCCCGUACUCCCUCCCUUCCCCCCGCCCCAUGUCGUAUUGCACGCCGACGACGCGGGCAGCAAGGUCUUUCUUGCCAUGGGACGCGCAUUGGUGUCAGUCGACAAUCGCGCCAUGACGGUGAAGGACUUGUCGGAGAUGAGCAUGAAGUGCGGGCUGAAUUGCCAGAACCUCUCCGCGGCAGGUCAAGCCAUUACGACGUUCAUCCGGAACCACCUGCAACGAUGUGAAGUGCAGCAGGACCAGCCUUUGCUCCUUCGCCAUGUGAUGUCAGGAACGGCCGCGGAUGACGACCUCGUCGCCGCGCUCUAUUCGCGAGUGGGAGGCGCUCACUGCACUCACCCAGAGGGCGAAGGCAGACUGACGAACUUCCGGCGCGGCACCAUGGUCUGGUAUUUGAGCAAGGCCGCCGGCGCACCGUGCCCCUUCUCCCGAGCGGGCAUUCGACUCUGCGACUACAACGAGAACGGGAAGAUUGGAAUGCCAAUCAACCCGGGCCGGGAGAAGAAACGCGAGCGGGACAGGAUGCGCAAAGCAGCACAGACGGCUGGCCAAAAGCGAAAGCGGCUCUUGCGCUCGUGCGCGGACCAUCCGUCGGAGUCAGAAACCGACAGCUCGGACGAAGAAGAGAAGAGGCCGAUGGCCAGGCUCAGGCUCACCCUCCGACUCAAGCCUUCGGGCGCGUCCGACUCUGCCCGCUCUGAGAGCCGCCUGGCCAGCCUCCCCCCGGCGGCACUUGAGUCGUCGGGUGACGAGGAUCACGACGUUCAAUCCGACGACUCGGACAGCUCGAUGUCUGUUGACUCGGAUGCCGACGACUCCAGCUCGGCUUCCCCCUCCCCGGUCACUGCCGCGCCCUACAUCGUCCCCGACGCAGCACGCUCGCUCCCCGGCCUCCCGCCCUGCUCCCCCCACACGCACCACACACCCUACCGACGCUCGUCGUCCGUGUCACGCAGCGCGUUGUCAGUUUCCACGCCACCGGACUCAGAAGCAGAGGACGAGGACUUCCAUAUCACGAUGACUGGUAUCAGAAGGCGCUCUCUCAGUCGCGCACACACGCCCUUCGAUGACGCUGAAUCCGCUUCCGAAGACGGCUUCUUCGGCGACAUCGACUUUGACGCGGAAACUCAGUGGGAGAGCCCUGGUCCUCGCUCCCCCUCAGUACAGUUGGAGGACGAUGUCGUGGUCAAGGAAGAGCCUACGGACGUGCGCGGGCUCCUGGAUGCAUGGGAAGACCUCGAUAACAAGGCCAACCAUCUCAAGGUUAUCGACGUCGUGGCCCAGGCCGCCGCAGCCGAGCGUCAAGCGGAGCAGUCGAGCUCAUGUGACAUGGACGCAUGGGCGUGGCCGAGCAUGCAACCUGGCGAUUCAGUCUACAUUAAGCAAGAAGAGGUCGAGCCCAGACUGUUUUUCACCGACACCGAAUCAACGCCACCUCCAGAGGCGCUCUCCCCCGCCAUGUCUUUCGACCCUUGCGAGUCCCCGAUUGAGGAGCGCCCCAUUCAUAUAUACGGCGGCGACAUGACCCAUGAUAUGCAAUGGCGCAACGUGGAGAUCUUGGGCCCGGAUAGCGUUCAACUUCACGACCUCGAUGCAGGCGCAUGGCGCGAGUAUCGUGGUGUACGUGCCACUUCUCCUGAAGAACGGGUACACUCGCCUUCCCCAGGACCAUCCAUUGUGCCUGCAACUUCCCCGCCAACAUCUCCCAUCUUCCCACGAACUCCCCUUGCUCUCGAGAUGCCCUCGGGCCUUGUCCAAGAAAGGAACCUGUCGAUCACCUCGCCCACACUUCUUGCCUCCCUCACCUCACUCAGCAUCCAGGCGACUUCGACCACCCCCCUCUCUCGAUAUCCUACUACUCUAUCCUCCGCCGACUGUUCUUCCCUCCCCGCGACCGAAGGUUCUGUCGUAAUACACCCUAUACAGCCGAUCUAUCCGCCGAUCUGCGUUGUCGAACUUGAAGGCGUCGCGGUGUAUCAAACCGUGCUCGGUGGCUCGACGCUUCUGCGACGCGUUGACUCGGAUUUCGUGAACCUGUCUCCAAUCGCUGAGCGCCUCACUUCGUUCUCAACCGCCGAAGCGGUCACGAUAUCCGUCGGGUCACCGCUCGUUUGUGGCACUUGGGUCCCUCUUGCACUGGCUCGGGAGCUCGCCAAGGACGAACCGUCACUCAAAGGUUUCUUGUCAGACGACCUACGAUCAAUUCGGGCGACCACCUGCCCCACCUUUGGUCACCAGUUCAAGUCGGCGUCAGACGCACGGCGUUUGAGCAUGUCUUCUCACCGGUUAGAGCUGCCCCCGCGGGAAUACGAAGCCCCGUGGGACGACCAUCUCACCACACACCCGUCGUUCAAUUUCCCAACCACCGUACUCGAUGCGCACCGACCCACGACGGAGGACAUGCCUGCAAUAGUGGAAGCCCCGCUCAGCCCAUCGGAGGAAGAGAUGUUCCACGCCCUUUGCGCGGCAGCAGAGUGGGAUGCGAACGCCUGCGUUGUGACCCUCGCCGCAGACAACCGAGCAGACGGGACCCUGACAUCUCCCUGCCCACCAGGCGAAGGCCACAACGGGCAGGAGCAGCCCCUCCGGCGAUCCAAGCGCGUAGCCCAUGUUUCCACUCGGUCGCGCACGCGGACGAGCAAGAGAGGAUCUCGUACGUCGCUUUCGUGA